AUGUGUUGCGGUCAUCAAAAGAUUGAGCUCAUUUUAUCUUAUACUAUUGAGCGUAAGUCGUUCUGUGGUCGGGCGCGUUUCGCCAGAGCCAAGGCUAACAGGGCGACACCGGGACAGCCUCAGGACGACCCCGGGACGACCCCGGAACGACUCCGAAACAACUUCGGAACGGCCCCGAGACGACCUUGGGACGACCUCAGGACGAUCUCGGGACGACCCUGGGACAACCUCGGGACGAUCCCGACUCCGAGACAAUUUCGGAACGGCCCCGAGACAACUUUGAAACGGUCCCAGGACGACACCAGGAAGACCCCAGGACGAUCUAGGGACGUCUCCGGGACAACCCCAAGACGACCCUGGGACGACUCCGAGACAACUUCGGAUCGGCCCCGGGACAACUUCGAAACGGCCCCGGACGACACCGGGACGACCUCAGGACGACUCCGGGACCGCCGUGGGACAACCCCGAUACGACCUUGGGACAGCCCCGUGACGACCACGAGACGACCUCGGGACGUCUCCGGGACGACCCCGGGAGGACCCGGCACCCGCGGAGCGCCUUUUUUUCCUCAUUAUUUUAGUGGCUUAUUUCUCACCCAUAUUUUAAAUUUUACGAGUCGGGGCGACCCCGGGAGCAGGCUUGUGCGAGGGCCGGCCCGUCAACCUCUCAUGACUUAA
Messenger RNA from Caenorhabditis auriculariae, 678 nucleotides. The record is from the annotation of a GenBank genome assembly. NCBI's taxonomy places the organism in Eukaryota, Metazoa, Nematoda, Chromadorea, Rhabditida, Rhabditidae.